AAAAAUACUAGACCGAUAGUCAAAAAUGUUGUUAGCUUGCGAUAACCGGUCAGUGAGUCCGAUAACGAGUCUUGAGCUCAUAUGGUAGAAAAUAGCAAGACCGUGAACCGUGGGAGAGAUAACGUAUACUAUUUUGUAAGCGACUCGUUAAUGCAGCCGGUAGUUCGUACCGAGUAAAUAUAUAAGUCGUUAUGAUCGAAUGACAGUGUGAAAGAGAUUAGAUAAGCUAUGUCCGUCUGCAUGUUAUCGUAUAACUCCAUUGUUACUGUUGAAAAAUAUCAUCAGCGCACAAGGUAUCUGCUAACUUGGUCAGACAUAUCCGCAUUGUAAGUGUUCGUUUCAAUGAAAACAAUUUCAAUCGCUGACGGGUGGCAGCAGCGAAUAUUUCGAUUACCAGAUAUACCUAUAGGUAUGAACCGUGAUAGCCGCUGGUGAUUGAAGUACGUUGAAAACAAUGAUUCGACGUUCAGAUCACGAGGCGAGACGUGAUCAUCAUUUUGAAAAUGACUUCCUUGUUUAGAAACCAGGAAUGUAAAUCUUCGACGACGUUGCAACAGCUGAUUAAAGAUUGAUGAAUAUUGAUACAAUAGCAACUGUACGUACAUAUAGUUAGGUACACAUUGAACCAGAUUAAUUUCAGGUUUUGGACUGAUAAUCUUUCUCAAAUGAAAUAUAAUACGUCUUGUGAAAUCGUGGGAGCGCCGCGUAACUUACAAUAAGUUGGAUCAACACCUCUGAUCAGCCGAGAAAAACUUGGGUCGCUAUUCAAGUGUCGAGUUUACUUGAAAAUACUCGAAGUCAUGAAUCUAGUAUACCCCGAUUGGCUGAACGAAGAGUUCGUGCUAAAAAUUUUACGACUUGCCGAGAAAGACGAUUCGGUCAAGGUGACAUCAAUCCAUUUAUCACCGGCUACGAAACGAGGUGACAAUUACACCAGUCUGAUGUAUCGAGUGACCGCAAAGUUCAAAAGUCGAAAUUUUCCUUCGACCAUUAAAUCUGUAGUCGUUAAACACAAACCCGAUUCGGAUUGCGAAAUUGAACUACAAGAUAUCGAGGGCCGGUUCAAAGCAGAGGCCUCCAUGAUGACGGAUACUCUGGUCGAGAUGAAUCAUUUGCUCUCCAACGAACCAGCGCUGAGUGCGAAGGCAUAUUUCUGGCAAGAAAAAAAUCCCGUGAUCCUCGUCCUGGAGGAUCUCGUAUCCAAAGGAUUUCGUAUGGUGAAUCGUUACGAGCAACUUGACUUCGAUCAUUCGCUUUUAGCAAUCCGCAAUCUUGCCAGAUUUCACGCUAGUUCGUUCGCGCUCGGCGAGAUCAAUCCGUCGGCUAUUCGAAGAUACACCAGCGGUUUUUUCGCCGCCGAUCAAUUGCCAGUGUUUUGGCAAUACUUCGAAAAGAGCCUCCGGUGUUUAACGGGAAUUAUAGCGGACAUGCCGGAAUUGGGACCGAGGUACGCGGAAAAGAUUUCAAAAUUAGAACCUCACGCGACGAGAAAAGCGAUGGAGGUAUCGACCUGCGAUCCGAAAGAAUUCAACGUCCUUUGCCACGGUGAUCUCUGGUCAAACAACAUGCUCUAUCGUUACGAUGAUCAGGGGAAACCAAUCGAGCAUAUAUUCGUGGAUUUUCAGUUGCCCAUUUACAACUCUCCGGUUUGGGAUAUCACUUACUUCUUCUCUACCUGUCUCCCCGAUGACGGCGUUCGGCAGAAUUUGCUGCUCGAGUAUCACGAAACUUUGAAAUCGACGAUGCGUCGACUCAAAUGUCGAACUGCGACCCCGAGUUUAGAGGAGUUUGAAAAAAAGAUCCAAGAACGGAAAUUUUUAGAAGUUGCAGUUACGUUGCUGAUGUUGCCUAUCAUUCUCGCCCGGGGUGAUGAAAUCAAGGAUCUCAAUGACCUGGAGAUAGUGUCAAAGGAUUUCAACCCACCGUGCUUACGUUCUGAACUAUUCCUCAAUAUUUUGAAACACAGGAUGCCCGUAUGGGACGAAAUUGGUCUCCUUGAUAUCGACCGAAAUGUUAAGAACUAUGAGGUGUGAUGGAGGAACCUGAGGCGUUUCGGCGUUUCAAUAAAUAUGUAACCCUCCGUUUAAGCUACCGAGAUGAACUGUCCGACUAUAAAAGUGAAGGGUUAUAGCGUGGAUGGGAGUUAUACUCCUUUUUUUUGUCACCCAAUUUAUCUUUGCUGCAGUUCAAACUGCAGGGAUGGGGAGUGAAAUAAAUUCAUUUCAAAUUCA
Messenger RNA from Athalia rosae (coleseed sawfly), 2231 nucleotides. RefSeq lists its product as uncharacterized. Lineage: Eukaryota; Metazoa; Arthropoda; Insecta; Hymenoptera; Athaliidae. The transcript is spliced from 6 exons. The record is from RefSeq and is a predicted model, not a curated record. Bases 801 to 2033 code for a protein of 410 amino acids.